Molecule: messenger RNA, 1538 nt
Organism: Daphnia pulex (common water flea)
Lineage: Eukaryota; Metazoa; Arthropoda; Branchiopoda; Diplostraca; Daphniidae
Gene: nau
Product: myogenic factor 6-like
Exons: 5
Coding region: 197-1357 (386 amino acids)
Biological process (GO): muscle organ development; positive regulation of myoblast differentiation; regulation of transcription by RNA polymerase II
Molecular function (GO): protein dimerization activity; DNA-binding transcription factor activity, RNA polymerase II-specific; RNA polymerase II cis-regulatory region sequence-specific DNA binding
Source: RefSeq, a predicted model, not a curated record
CUACUUAUUCUGGAUGGUCGCCUUUUGGUAUCAAGUCAAAAGAAUAUAAGAGGACGACGUCAAAUCCCGAAACUUCCACAGUGACUUGGUGAGCCUGGUCGAUCGCGCUCCUACAAAAUCUCGCUCCCACUCGCUUCACAAGUGCCUUGUUUUUAUCCCCUGUUGAAAUUACAUUUUGAAUUUGAAACGGUGAGAAAUGAUGGCUGAUCAUCGGCGCUACACCGACGCAGAAACUUACGGCGGAUUCUGGAAUACUCCGAGUAGUGCCAUCCAACAAUCGCAGCAGCCCGGCUACGAGCAAAGUUAUCCGCAGUCUCACCAGUACCAAUAUUAUCCGGCUGCUGUCGUGUCGGCGGUGGGAUCGCACCACAAUGCCGAUCCUUACAACUGUCAUCCAGCCAUUCCCUUGUCGCCUCCUUCGUCGAGGCCAGUUUCGGUGAGUUCCGAUGAGAACAGCUUGGCCGCAUCCGGCAGCGGACAUCUCAUGCCGCUCUACUCAACUGGCCGCCCGUCAUUCCAUCAAUCCGGUUACGCAACCAACGGAAUCAAACCGGAUCCAGACCGUGAAGAUCAGCGCAGCCACUUUUUCCAGCAACGUCAACAAAUGUCUUCCAUCGAAAAGGACUCGUUCAUGGCGGCGUCGGAAGAAGAUUGCGCAACAUACGGGAGCAUGUCUCAGACGGAAGACUCGCUGGAUUCAGACGGCGACGAAUCAACGUCCGGACACAUCCUGGCGCCGGAAUCUUCGUCGUCGUCGUCUGGCUCGUCUGUGGCGUCGACGGUGGCCGAUCACAACGCCCAACAUCAUUUGGACGGACACCAAGGACGUCGCUGUCUGCUCUGGGCUUGCAAGGCUUGCAAAAAGAAGAACGUCACCGUCGACCGGCGUAAAGCUGCAACAAUGAGGGAGAGGAGACGCUUAAGAAAGGUCAAUGAAGCCUUUGAAUCGCUCAAGCGUCGGACUAGCAACAAUCCGGGCCAGCGGCUGCCUAAAGUGGAGAUUCUGCGCAAUGCCAUCGAAUACAUCGAGUCGCUGGAGGACAUGCUGUCAUCCUCGAGGGAUCCUUCCACAUCGGGCGGUAGCGGCGAUUCCGGCCAGAAUAGAGGAGACAACGAACCCAUAUCGGUUCACAACAACGGCUACAUGACGAACGUUGUGGCCUACUACCAGACUCGACUUCAUCAGUUCAGCGAAUGUCUGACCAACUUCUCUCCGUUAAUCGGUAAUGAAGGAUCUGGUACAGGGCAAGGAUCCGCUCCAGGAUCGUCCAGUCUCGACCGGCUCAGCUUCAUCGUCGAGAGUUUGGCCACGACUUGCACCACGACCACAGCUCCAACCAACACCGGCACAGUCUGAUGAUUAAAAUAUAGUAUUCUCUCUCUCUCUCCUAAGAAAAAGAAAACAAAUUUAUCAAUUGGAAAAUAUUUUGAAAAUGAAACUCAUUCUCUAGAUCGAAACGCACGAGUUGUUUACUAACCCCCUCAAACUGUUGUACAUAUUUAUCCUACUUAAAACAAUAGAACUUUUUUCUCCAUGA